UAGCCAUCAGUGCAGCUGUUGUUGGAGCUGUCUCUUUUUAUGUUCAAUUUAUUAUAAUUAAAUUUGAUUAUUUGAUUUGUGCGCCGCCUUCUAUAGAUACUGAGUGGCGGGAGUGUCCGAUACGUGCUAAGUGAAGGUGAUUUUCGUUGUGUGUUGACUGGAAGAACAGUUCUUCCUCCGUAUGACCUGGACCAAUGGGUUUGUCCACUGGGAAACGUCACGACGUUUAAUCGCUAUGAAAAUAUUGAUUGCAGCAACGUCGAUCAUUCGAUAAGCUUAACAGUGGAGCUAUAAAAAGGUUGAAACCUGAUAAGCCGCUCAGCGGCCAAUUGUUGCAGGAGAUAAAGGUAGGAUCGGCAAUCAAACAACAUGAGCACCGAGAGCUCGGAUAAAGCGAAUUCAGUCGGUGCAAUGGAUUCGAGCAGUGGAGCUAGCAAAGUAUGUAGCGUUUGUGGGGACAAGGCGUUGGGCUAUAAUUUCAACGCAAUGACCUGCGAAAGCUGCAAAGCGUUUUUUCGACGCAACGCUCUUUCAACCAAAAGUUUCACUUGUCCGUUUAGCGAGAGUUGCGAAAUUACGGUUGUAACCAGGCGCUUCUGCCAGAAGUGUCGGCUAGAUAAGUGUUUUCAAAUCGGAAUGAAAAAGGAAUACAUUAUGUCGGAGGAGGAUAAGGCAUUGAAGAGACGAAAGAUUGAGCAGAAUAGAGCGAAGAAGCGAAUGAUAAACGGUAGCGGUGGUAGUAGUGGCAGCGGAGGGGGAAAUUCAAAUGAUGGACUAGCAGUUCCUGCUGGAGAUGGCGGGGGAAUAGCCGAUUCAGAUUUGCCAAUGAAAAUAAAACGAGAGGGUAGUGAUUCUGACUGCUGGAGCAAUUCUCCAUCGGACUUUAUGGCGGCUGAAAUGCUACACAGAAACACUGGAUUAGCGGUGCCGAAUACGAAUGUGUUCAAUGGUAUAUCAUCAGUGAAUGAAAUCAGCAAUUCAUCAAUUUCAUCGCAGAAUAAUUUACACGCGAAUCAAACGAUGGACGGGGACCUCUUAUCAGCAAUAUCAGUGUUGCCACCACAGUCCAAUGAUUCCUUAACAGCGAAACCAGCUCAAAAUAACAAUGAGCAAUCGCUGCCGGUGCUAUCGCUUGAAUCAAGUGCCACAGACAUUGUAAAUCGCAUCGUAAACUAUCCCACGCAUGCCAGCCAAACGAUUGCCUCUUUGAUGAAAACCCCAAAAGAUGCUGUUUAUAUUAUGUCCAAAGUCAUCAACUCGCAGUGUGACGCAUUAAAAUUGAUAUCACAUUUUAUCACGGCACCUGGCGAUGCGUUACAAAUUAUCAGUAAGAUAAUGAAUUCCCCGCUAGACGCCUUGACAGUAUUCGCGCAAUUCAUGAGCUCCCCGACUGAUGCGUUGCAAAUAAUUGGUAAAAUUAUGAGCUCCCCAGCAGAAGUGUUGCAUUUUAUGCAACAGUUGAUGAAUCAACCGGAGGACGCCGUCCAAAUUAUGAAUAAAUUUAUGAACGCUCCAGCAGAAGCCUUGCAGAUGAUAAACAAAAUGAUGAAUCAUUCGGAUGUGAUUGAAACUAUCAAGGAAGCAGCCGAUACGUCUUCGUCGCUACAGGAAAACGAUGAAGAUCCGCGCCUAGAGACCAUUCGAUCUCUUAUCCUAGAGUCGCAAUCUUCGAUACCAGUUGGACCUACAGAAACAGCGUCACCGUCAUCUACGUCACAGAUCUGUGAACCGUCGCUAUCCCCUCUACCGUUUGAUCCGUUUCUGCUAAAUUCAACACCGGAUGUGACCAACGGCGAUCAACGGCCUAGUUCCGUGCAAAACCUGCAGCAAGAACAACUGGACACCGAUUUGUUUCAAGAUAUCGAGGGACGAACGAUACUGCCGAACACGUUGGAGUCAAUUCUGAUGCAAGCAAUACGACUCGAGUACGAAGGCUACAAUGGAAGUUCGCUAGGUUCGGCCGGGUCCGGAACUUCAACGGUCGGCCAGCAGCAUCAGCAUCCGGCGAUCAGUGGCAACAGCAUCGAACUGAAUGAUGCCGAGCGGGCCAAGCUAAAUGAGCUCAUCGUGGCAAACAAGGCACUCUAUGCUCCCGUGGAUGAAGAUCUCGCCUCGCUGAUUUCCGACGAUUGCCGAAUCAAGUCCAAUCAAAACCAACAUGACCCGCUGCUGCUUAAAGUGAUUAAUCUGACGGCGAUCGCAAUCCGGCGAUUGAUCAAGAUGUCCAAGAAGAUCAGUGCAUUUAAGAACAUGUGCCAGGAAGACCAACUGGCUUUGCUGAAGGCCGGCUGUACGGAGAUGAUGAUUCUCAGGUCGGCAAUGCAAUAUGACUGUGAUAGAGCUAGCUGGAAAAUCCCCCACAGACAAGAGGAAAUGUCCAACAUCCGCGCUGAUGUGUUGAAGCUGGCGAAGGGUAACGUAUAUCAGGAGCAUGAGCGUUUUAUCCGUACUUUCGACAAGAAGUGGCGUUCCGAUGAAAACAUCAUCCUAAUAAUGUGUGCCAUAACGCUGUUCACGCCUGAUCGGCCAAAAACGGUACAUUCCGAUGUGAUAAAACUGGAACAGAACUCGUACUAUUAUCUGUUGCGUCGUUACCUAGAGAGCAUUUAUCCGGGCUGUGAGGCUCGUUCCAUAUUCCUAAAAUUGAUGCAGAAAAUUUCCGAACUUCACCGAUUGAAUGACGAAAUCAUUAGUGUCUAUCUGGAUGUGAAUCCUGCCCAGGUUGAGCCCUUAUUGCGAGAGAUAUUCGAUUUGAAGGUACAGGUACACUAGGAGGCUAAUGGAACGCGACGGGCGGGGGGCAGUACGAAGGCAUCACAAAGUGCGGUUGUUUAAUAGUUGAUUCUAGUGAAAAUGACUCUAGUUCGCUAUAGGUUAUAAUUUUUUAGGUUCUAAUGAAUGUUAUCAAGAAGCUUUAUUGAAAUUAGAGAGUUUAUGUAUUUAUGGAGAACAAUGCAUAUUUUACAGCAUAGUGAUACUAGAAACAGAAGUACUAUUGUUAGUUUAAACUAAUGUAAAG
Molecule: messenger RNA, 3019 nt
Organism: Sabethes cyaneus
Lineage: Eukaryota; Metazoa; Arthropoda; Insecta; Diptera; Culicidae
Gene: Hr96
Product: nuclear hormone receptor HR96
Exons: 4
Coding region: 370-2772 (800 amino acids)
Biological process (GO): negative regulation of transcription by RNA polymerase II; cell differentiation; positive regulation of transcription by RNA polymerase II
Molecular function (GO): nuclear receptor activity; RNA polymerase II cis-regulatory region sequence-specific DNA binding; zinc ion binding
Source: RefSeq, a predicted model, not a curated record